Prunus armeniaca (apricot) is the source of this 1833-nucleotide messenger RNA. Lineage: Eukaryota; Viridiplantae; Streptophyta; Magnoliopsida; Rosales; Rosaceae. The record is from the annotation of a GenBank genome assembly.
AUGGCUCGUGGCUUCCUUCUCUUCCUCUUAUUCUCUUAUUUUAUAUCUAUAAAUAUUCAUGCCUGCAACCAAAUUGAACGCUGCUCCCUCCUGUCCUUUGCCUCCACUCUCUCUUCUCCUCCUUUAAAUUGGACAUCCCUUGAUUGCUGUCACUGGAAGGGCAUCACUUGUGAUCAAGAUGGUUGGGUCACCCAUUUGCUCUUACCUUUCAAAGGGCUCAAAGGAGGUAUCUCUACCACUUCACUUAGAAAUUUCACACAUCUCACCCACUUGAACCUUUCCCACAACUCACUAUAUGGUUCACUUGAGACUCAAUUCUUGUUGUCUUUGAAUCGUCUUGAAAUCCUUGAUUUGAGCUAUAACUAUCUUUAUGGGGAGCUACCACUUUCUCUACCAUCCAGAAAAAUUCGGAUAGUCGAUUUGUCGAGCAAUCACUUCUUUGGUGCAAUUCCAUCUUCAUUCUUCCAACAAGCAAGCAACUUGACUAGUUUCAAUGUCAGCAACAAUACCUUCACAGGGCUAUUGGACUUUUCUUCCAAUCAAUUCGGUGGCAACCUUGCUCUUGGGCUAGGGGAGUGUUCUGAACUGCAGGUUUUUCGUGUUGGUCACAAUAAUCUUUCAGGGUUACUUCCAGAAGAUAUCUAUAAUGCUACCAAACUUGAAGAAAUUUCAUUACCUAUCAAUUCACUACAUGGAGCCAUUAGUGAUAAAAUUGUCAACCUCACGGACCUUAAAAUCCUUGACCUCAACCUUAAUCAAUUGAGCGGCGAGCUUCCUCUAAAUUUGGGGAAGCUCUCCAAGUUGAAGUUUUUGACCGUUGAUUUCAAUAAUUUAGAAGGUACUAUUCCCACAUCUUUGAUGAAUUGCACAAACCUUGUAGAACUAUGUUUGGGAAUCAACAACUUUGAAGGAGAUAUCUCCAUGCUUAAUUUCUCCAGAUUUAGUCAACUUACAAAACUUGACCUAAGGUACCUAAAAGCCAUUGCAUUGACUAGAAAUCAUAUAGAGGGACAAAUACAAAUUGAGAUUCUUUCAUUGAAAUCCCUGUCCUUCCUCACCCUUGGUUACAACAGAUUCACCAACCUCACAGGCACCAUGAAGAUAUUGAUGAGUUGCAAAAGUCUUCAUACACUCUCGCUUGUUGGUUCCUUUGUAGGUGAGGGAAUGCCAUUUGAUGAUGGCAUGGUUGAUUUUGACGGAUUCCAAAAUCUUCGGGCAUUGAAUAUGGCUGGUACUAACCUCACAGACUUAUCUAACAAUAACAUUUUUGGUGAUAUACCUACUGAGAUCGGACAAUUGCACCUUCUCCGCCAAUUGGCUCUUCACUCCAACAACUUCUCUGGCGUCAUUCCAGACCAAAUAUCUAACCUACAAAAUUUAGAGGUUUUGGAUCUCUCCAUGAAUCAUUUGUCUGGAAGAAUUCCAUCGUCGUUGGCGAGCCUUACUUUCUUGAAAAAAUUUAAUGUCUCGUACAAUAAUCUUGGAGGACCAAUUCCAACAAGCACUCAGAUCCAAACUUUCAACACUUCUGCCUUUGAGGGGAAUCCAAAACUUUGUGGUGCCCCACUUCCAAAUAAGUGCGGAUCAAAUAAGGGCAUUGAUGAAGAUGACACAAACAACGAAGACCUGGACAAUGAGCCUCAUCAACUUCUAUGGUUUUUUAUUUUCACUGCGUUGGGAUUCAUAGUAGGAUUUUGGGGAGUAUGUGGUUCUUUAGUUGUUAACAAGACAUGGAGAAACGUAUAUUUUCGAUUCAUCGACAAUAUACAAGAUAGGUUGUAUGUUAUGGUAACAGUGCGCAUCAACACGAUGAAAAGAAGGCUUAGAGACUAG